ACUUCGAGCCGCUCUUUCACACGCGUCAAUCGCGAUCCUCUCCGCCGCGAACUCAUGUGCAUUGCAUCCAGAACAAGGAUCACACGUCUUGUCGGGAGCUUCUGUCCUGCCCGCGCUCACGUCACCGCUCGAAUGGCUUCGCUCAAGCGCAGCGCCACAGUAGACCGGGACAUCUCACCUCCACCAAGUAAGCGGAAAGUAGUGACUGGGACUACGAGCAAAGCAAUCUCGAACUUCUUCAAGCCCGCAUCGCAGAAAGAACCAGAGAAGAUCAAGUUUCACGAUGUCAACGGCAGCUUACUUGUUGGGCGGUAUGAAGGCGCUACCACCAUUACAAGACCCAAACCAGUAAAGGUCGCAGCGUUUGACCUGGACAGCACACUGAUAGUCACGAAGUCGGGAUUGCAAUUCUCGAAAGGUCCAGAUGACUGGCAGUGGUGGCACUCAACAGUACCGGGCAAGCUGAAGGAGCUCAACGCGGACGGCUAUGCUGUGGUCAUCAUUAGCAACCAGAGCCGAAUUGUCCUGAAGCCCGAGCCCAAGAAAGCAGGUGACAUGAAGAGUCUGAGCAACUUCAAAGCAAAAGUGACAGCGGUCAUGAAUGUGCUCGAGCUCCCGAUAACGAUCUACGCGGCAACACAAAAGGACAACUACAGAAAACCGCGCACAGGCAUGUGGGAUCAGCUGCUGCAUGACUACGGACUCAACGAUGCCGCUGAAAUCGACCUUGCAAAUUGCAUUUUCGUUGGGGACGCUGCAGGUCGUGAAGGGGACAAAGCUGCAAAAGUACGCAAGGAUCAUUCGUGCUCGGAUCGAGACUGGGCGGCAAACAUAGGCAUACCGUUCCAGACUCCGGAGGAGUAUUUCCUAGGUGAGGCACCAAAACCAUUCGUGAGAUCCUUUGAUCCAGCGGCCUACCUCGAACCGAGAUUGGACUCGCAAACAGAUCUGAGCCCCAUUGUAUUCACCAAGAAGAAUGAUGUGGAACUUGUGCUGUUCUGUGGCUCGCCAGGGGCAGGCAAGUCCACAUUCUACUGGCAACACAUGGAGACGCUGGGGUAUCAACGUGUCAAUCAGGACAUUCUCAAAACGCGUGACAAGUGCGUGAAAGUGGCAACACAGCAUCUCGAGGACAAGAAAGCUGUCGUGGUGGAUAACACGAACGCAGACAUCGAGACGAGAGCAGUCUGGAUACAGCUUGCGAAGAGGCUACAAGUGCCGAUUCGCCUAGUUCACUUCACAGCACCAGCGAAGCUCUGCGAGCACAACGACACCCUGCGUUCACUGUCUGACGGCCUUGUGAACCCGGAGAAUCGAACAAUUCUGCCGGCGAUGGCGUUUUCCGGCUUUCAAGGUCGCUACCGCGAACCAAAGGUCGAGGAAGGCUUUGACGACAUCACCAAAGUCGACUUUACCUUCAGAGGAACGGAAGAGCAGAAGGCCCGUUGGCGGAAGUAUUGGGCAUCGUGAAGCAUGUGAAAUGCCGAGGACCUUCUCGCGAUCAAUCGAAUCGGAUCCGUUCGACUGAAGUUCGCCAAAUUUUGAUGGGGAUUUCGUUGAUGAGUAGUGGAUUGCUAGGGAAUCCGUCGCGUAACCUCACUGGCGGACUCGGAUGCGGCUCGCUCAACACGUGCUUGGCCAGUCACGUUUGCGCAUCGGCUUCCAAGCGUCGACAAACAUAGAAAAGUGCCAUGUGUCAUGGCCCGUAUCGCUACCAGAGUGACGAAGCCCGGAACUCUGUCGGCUCACUGGCGAUGCGGUCACAGCGCCGGCCGGCAGCGUUGCCAGAAGCUGUGUUCCGCUUGCAACCAGGUUUUGGUGGUGCGCGUCGCUGGCACGACGGGCGCGGCGCACACCACGAUCGCGGCAGCUCGAUGAAUUCGGCGAUCUUAUAGCAGCAGUCGUGAAGCGCGAACGCAUUUUACAAAAGCAUGGUGACCAUCGACGAUUCGAAUGACUACGUGAAGUCGAGCGACGGUGACAGCGAGCACGACACCCGAACUCAC
Molecule: messenger RNA, 2006 nt
Organism: Cercospora beticola
Lineage: Eukaryota; Fungi; Ascomycota; Dothideomycetes; Mycosphaerellales; Mycosphaerellaceae
Gene: TPP1
Product: polynucleotide 3'-phosphatase
Biological process (GO): DNA repair
Molecular function (GO): polynucleotide 3'-phosphatase activity; ATP-dependent polydeoxyribonucleotide 5'-hydroxyl-kinase activity; double-stranded DNA binding
Source: RefSeq, a predicted model, not a curated record